Molecule: messenger RNA, 499 nt
Organism: Leptomonas pyrrhocoris
Lineage: Eukaryota; Euglenozoa; Kinetoplastea; Trypanosomatida; Trypanosomatidae
Product: putative Inosine-adenosine-guanosine-nucleoside hydrolase
Exons: 1
Coding region: 101-499 (132 amino acids)
Molecular function (GO): hydrolase activity, hydrolyzing N-glycosyl compounds
Source: RefSeq, a predicted model, not a curated record
AGUCCAGCGCAGACGAAUAUCAGCGUCCACCUCGCUUUUUUUAUUACUUUUGCCUAGUGUAUUGAUACAGCUCUUCCAAACUUUCCAGCGCCAAGCAACGAUGGGCCCCAAACCGGUCAUUCUCGAUCACGACGGUGGUCACGACGACUUGGUCGCCCUGGCGCUGCUGUUGGGCAACCCGGAAACCGUCAAGGUGAUUGGCUGCGUCGUGACGGACGCUGACUGCUACGUGGAGCAGGGCUUCAACGUCUCUGGCAAGGUCAUGGCGUUGAUGCACGCGCAGGAGGAGACGCCGCUGUUCCCCAUUGGCAAGACGUCCUUCAAAGGCGUCAACCCCUUCCCGCCUGAGUGGCGCUGGAACGCAAAGAACAUGGAGGAUCUGCCGUGCGUGAACAUCCCGGCGCACCAAGCCAUCUGGGACACCGUGCGCCGCGACAACGACGCCCUGGUCGGCGAGGAGCUGAUGUGGCGAAGCUGGUGGAGUCGCCGGAGAAGGUGA